Messenger RNA from Pectinophora gossypiella (pink bollworm), 5877 nucleotides. It is a transcript of the gene spas, whose product is annotated as spastin. Gene Ontology annotation, cellular component: microtubule cytoskeleton. Gene Ontology annotation, molecular function: ATP binding; ATP hydrolysis activity; microtubule severing ATPase activity. Bases 120 to 2114 code for a protein of 664 amino acids. NCBI's taxonomy places the organism in Eukaryota, Metazoa, Arthropoda, Insecta, Lepidoptera, Gelechiidae. The record is from RefSeq and is a predicted model, not a curated record. The transcript has 11 exons.
UCAAUACAAUCACAUCACGAUUUUCUGUUGCUGUUUUUAGAACAAAACGCGUGAUUUUCUUUGUUUUGUGAGUGCAUUGUAUGGAGUUUUGGUCUUGAGUCGUCGCGAGUGUGUUCUUGAUGGUUUCGGGCGAUGACUCCAACGGUAGAUUUUCGCGCAAAACUACAAGAUCUCCGAAUAGAAAAUCCAAGAAAUCCGAUGCAGACCUAGCAAAGGGGUCCGCGUUGCGAAAUGAUUCGCAACCUUCUGUGCAUAAAAGGAACCUUUACGUCGUUUCUUUCCCGAUUAUAAUUUUGUUUAAUAUACUACGGAGUAUUCUCUAUCAGCUAUUCAUCGUGUUCAAAUAUAUUUACUCUGCUUCGCACCGUCUUAUGCAUAAAGAGCGUAAAAGCGGUGAGUGCAAUCUUGAAGUGGUGGUGAAAGACGGAGGCGUGUGCACGGAAGUAACUGACGAGAUGGCCUAUGUGCACACUGUGGGUCCUGGUGACCCCCUGCUGGCCAAGCAGAAGCACCAUCACCGUAAAGCCUUUGAAUAUAUUUCCAAAGCCCUCAAGAUUGAUGAAGAGAAUGAAGGUCAAAAAGAGUUAGCAAUAGAGCUGUACAAGAAAGGUAUAUAUGAGUUGGAAAGAGGAAUUGCAGUGGACUGCUGGGGAGGCAGAGGAGACGCCUGGCAGCGUGCUCAGAGGCUGCAUGAUAAGAUGAAAACCAACCUUGGAAUGGCUAAAGACCGAUUGCACUUUCUCGCGAACCUAGUCGCACUCAGUAAGUUGGGUGUAGAUGAGCCAGAGCGGAGUGAAAAAAAACCUACGGAGUCCCCUCUAAAGGUGCGAAGGACGCUAGAGAAGUCCAAGACGACGUUGCUCUCACACACAGAAAGUAACAGUGGUCAAACGAAGCCAUCGAAUGAAGUGGCGGGCCGCAAGCUGACGACGGCGGGGCGCCGGCUGCCGUCCGGGGGCGGAGGGCCACUGAUGAAGUCUCAGACCCUGCCGCGCUCCAUGGGCCGCUCGGCGUCGCAGCCCAACUCCUCCAACGGCAACUACAGCAGAUACCCCAUCAAGCCUGCAUCGACACCACCAGCUGUGAAGAGGCAGCUUUCUGGAGCGUCGCAGGUGCCGAGUAAUGGCUCCCCGGUGAGGCGCGCGGCCGCGGGCUCGGCGCGGGGCACACCCACUCGCUCGAGGACGCCGCAACCCGCCCUCGCAGUACGAGGUGUCGAUCCGAAGCUAGUCCAGCUGAUAUUGGAUGAGAUCGUCGAAGGAGGCCCCAAGGUGCACUGGGAUGAUAUCGCCGGGCAGGAUGCAGCAAAGCAAGCGCUACAAGAGAUGGUGGUGCUGCCCUCUCUUCGGCCAGAACUCUUCACCGGACUCCGGUCUCCGGCCCGGGGAUUGCUCCUCUUUGGACCUCCGGGGAAUGGUAAGACCCUGCUGGCGCGGUGCGUGGCCGCGGAGUGUUCAGCCACGUUCUUCUCCAUCUCGGCGGCCACCCUCACCAGCAAGUACGUCGGCGAUGGUGAGAAGAUGGUGCGCGCCCUAUUCCAAGUCGCUAGGGAACUGCAGCCAUCGAUAAUAUUCGUGGACGAGGUAGACUCCCUUCUCUGCGAGCGUUCGUCUGGCGAGCACGAGGCGUCGCGGCGACUCAAGACAGAGUUCCUCGUGGAGUUCGACGGGUUACCCGCGGCUGGCGCGGAUAGACUCGUCGUCAUGGCUGCUACUAACAGGCCGCAGGAGCUAGAUGAGGCUGCCUUGAGACGGUUCCCGAAAAGAGUAUACGUGUCUCUGCCAGACCUGCGCACGCGCUGCGCCCUGUUACAGCGUGUGUUAGCUCGUGGUGCUGCCGCGUCCGCGCUGACGGAAGAUGAACUGACUCGCCUGGCCGCGCUCACCGACGGGUAUUCCGGCAGUGACCUCACCGCGCUGUGUCGAGACGCCGCGCUCGGGCCCAUAAGAGAGCUGGACCCAGAAGAGGUCAAGUGCCUGGACCUGUCCCUGGUGCGGAGCAUCACGUUCCAAGACUUCCUGGACGCUCUGAAGAGGAUCCGGCCGUCGGUCUCACCGCACAGCCUCGUCGCCUACGAGAAGUGGUCCGUGCAGUACGGUGACCUCGGCCUUUGAACGACUACAGGUAUCAGACAGGAAUACAAUAUGAAAAGGUGAGUCAUUUUGAUGUAAGGUAUCCCAAGGCGUGGAGUUACUGCGUACGAUGAAUUCUCGUGAGAAGUAUCGCUCAAAUUUUAAUGAAUCUCUUCGUAAAUAUUUCCGUUUAAUGUUAUUAUUAAUUCUAAAUAAUUCCGUUAUAUUGAGUUGUGACACUUUGUCUUUAAGAAUUUUUCGGUUUGUAUGUACGAGGAAGUUGUAUCAAAUUUGGUCUAGUCAUAAAACUAGAGUUGGUCUGAAUUAUUACAGAGAUGGUCAUUUUUGUAGCAAUAAUAACCUUAAGUUUGUUUAUAUCCGAAGAAACCUCAGUAUCUUGCCAAAACGGGUGUUUGUAUGAGUGUAAUGCGAAUCAAUGGAAAAGUCGCUUUCGGUGUUGCUAGAUUUACGAAAAAAGCUUGCAAAUUCUUUACUUUUGCAUUGACUCGUGUUACAUCGCCCUAACCUAACCCGUCCAUAGGGAGAGUCACGGACAGCCCAUUGCUCCAAUUGAAAGAGAAAAAUAAUUUUAAAUUAAAAAUAAAACGUCAAAUAUUUUUUAUAUUAACCUGCCAGUUAGCUUGGGAAUCGAUUAGUAAACUAAUCAAUCGAUUUUAAAACUAAAUUAAUAAAAAAGUAUUUUUCGAAAUGGGCUUCGUACUAUUUGGCUUCAAUGUUAAUUUGAAAUCGUCUUAUGAUUAACAAGGGACAAACACAUGAUCAAAUUAUGAAAUUAUUGUACAAAAUGCGUUUACCAUAAUGUUAUGUAUGUAAUAUUAUCUUGUAAGUUGGGAAUUAGUGUAGUACUAACGUAUUUAAGUAAUGUAUAUGUAUGAUGGAUUAUUUGUGUUCUGAGGAUUUCGUAAUGCAACAUGUCAAAAUAUCCUAAUUAAAAAUAUGAUUGCGACUGGAUGUCACUCAUAUAUUUGUCAGAUUCAUUAGAUAUAGCUUAAUUUUGUUAACCAUUUGCAACCGCGACUGAAUAUGAAGUCUGUUGAAUUUUAUGGGGCAAAAUAAUGAGCUAAUGAAUUCCUCUCAAGAACUAAAAUGGAUUCUAAAACUGAGGUAUGUGUCGGUUACGAAAUCUUCAAUAUUUUAAUUAGUUCACACUGCCCAGUGUUUGUUAGUAUUUGAUUAUGACCUUAAAGUAUUCUUAUUAUAAAACGCUUUGUAUGAAAAAAUAAUUACAGUUUGGCAAAAAGUGUGGUAAACAUUUUCAUUUUAUUCUUUUUCAUUGGCUGACAGAGCUACAAACCAUAUGAUUGGUUAAAGUAUUUGCCAAUGUUGCCAAUCACGAAAAAUGAAACAAGAAUGUUAUUUAUUUUUUUGCCACUCUGUACCUUUUAUAAUUUAAAAUAUUUACCCUUACUGGGGUAUAUAUUGUUAUUAAUGUACUUAAUUCUAAUUUUGUUGAUUAUUUAAUUAAUUUUAAAAAGUUUUAAUUUCACCCUGCCUUACCGUUCCCAGUGACGUCAAUGUGCUGCGAAUCUUAUGAGUAAUAGGUAUUAUGUAAUUUGUGUCUUGAAUUUGAUUUGCAUCGGCCGACUGACUACUAAACCUUGGCCUCAUACCACAUUUGUGAUUUAUAUCAAAAAAUCUUCCAGCCAAAAGGCAUUUAGCACUCAUACCUCAUCACAAGAAUAAACAAAAAAAAAUAUUUUUUCCAGUAUCCAGUUGUUGGUUGGUCGAUCAACACAAACAUUUUAAACGGGUAGAUAUCACUUCCAAUUAGCCGAGAAAAAUUUGCUCAAAAAUAACGAUCAGGCAUUUUUGGGCAAACAAAUCUAAAUAUAUAUUUUCUUAAAUUAAAGGUGGUUUUUGCUAGUAAUAUUUAGUAAGUUACAAAGUGAUGACUUAUAAGCAAUUUAGAGGAAAAAAUACAGCACGAGUUCAAAAAAUGCUGUAGAGAAACAGAGAGAUAGAUAGUGUGUCAUACCUCGUCUCUACCUUAUCCCCGCAACUACCUGAGGCGCGAUAACUACUUAGUGCAAGCGCUCAGGGGUCUAAAAAGACCAUAUUAAAGCAAUUAAUUUUAAAAUGAAAUCUUGCUAAAAUAGCUUCCAUAGUCUAGUAGUAGUUAGAGCGUUCGGCUCGCCACUUGGAGGUCCGGGUUCGAUACCCCGAUGGGGACAUUAUUAAAAAACUGAUUUCAAGAGACAUUGCAGUCCCUCUUUUUCAGACAAAUACAACCACAGUAUUGAACGGUACUAAGUAAAAACCACCUUAUAGUGUGUUAUAAAAAUGUUAUAUUUCUUCGAUUCACGUUAUUAUUGGAAUAUCAAUGUAUUGGACCAUCGUCUGCCGACAUAGUGUGCCAUUUAGAUAAGCGGAUUUGUACGGUGCAUUUAUAGUUUAACCAUAAGUAAUAUUACAAACAUCACUAUAAUAUUUACAUCACUGUUUUUUUAGACUGUACGAAAGAUUUAGUUUAGACGGGUAAAAACGCCACAUCGAGCGACUCAUUUUAAAAAGCAAUAUUGCUUUUUGACGUUUGUUGGUACUGCGCACUUACUUUUAUAUGCGCAAACGUCAAAUUGCAAUAUUACUUUUAAGUUGAAUUGCUUCGAUGUCUCUUUAACCCAGAUAGAAAAAAUGUUAAAAGCAGGCACUGUAAACCGUAGUUCUGUUACGUAUAGUCAAUGCAAAAAUGUAUUCCUACCAUACAGACGAGGUAUAUUUACACUGGUAUCACUUUACUUAAUUAUGCAGUGUUGCCAUAAUAACCCCAGUUAUAGUAUUUUUCACGGCCGUAGAAAUCCGCGUGCCCAUAAUUCUAAGCCAAUUAUCGUAAAAUUAUUUAUUAUGUAUAGAUAUAAUCAGAUUUCCUAUAAAGACAGCGACGUAGAUCUGUUAGUGCAUUAAUGGACGUAGCUAAUAUAUUUUUAUUGUAGUGUAAUGUUUAUAAUCCUAGUUAUUUCCGAGAUGUGGUACAGUUGUAGCAUGAUUUACUACUAACAUAACACAUCGCAUACAAGUCACUGCGGUCCCGGCUUACUUCUCAUUCGGGGAGCGCCCGGACUUGCGCCAUUGAGUUGUCAAUCUAUCAUAAGUGCAGUUAUCACUAACAUAGUUGGCUCGACCAUUGUAUACGGCGAUACGGCUCACCGCCUAUCACGUUGGUCUAACAGUAAGCUCGGUGAGUUGUGGGUUUACUUAGUUCGUCUUGCCAUGAAUUUACCUCUGACUACCCCAACCCAAUUAAGAUAGUCGUGAGCUUAUGUUAACAUAACAUUUAUGAAACAAAUAAAAGAGAAGGUGCAGGUCGUGUCGUAUCGGGAGGUGAAGGUUUUGGCGGGAAGAAGAGAGGAAUGGCGGUUACUCCACCGACAAGAGCGCAGCUCUUAAAUAGAGAGAGAGAGAGAGUUUAUGUUAUAACAUACAUCAUGCCUGUAUCCCCGAAGGCAGAGGUAUAUAGUAUAACCUACCUACUUCUAGCCAGCUAUGUUAAUUAGAGAAGUCCCAUGUAAUAGAGGGCGAGCCUAUUGCCAUUAACCGGGCACAAAUCUUGAGUCAAAUUUACUACUACCUUAGGAUUCUACCAAGGAUUUCUGAUAUCUACAUCCGAAUAUCCCAAUGUAACUCGACAUCUUGGUCAUAUUUCAAUAUUACAAUAAAGUUACUGAAACAUUUUUUUUAUCUAAAGAAAUGCACGAACUUACAAGAGAGAUUUCAAAUGUUAAAGGUAAAACAUGCUAAAACUUCGACCUUUCUAGUUACGCUAAAAUGUAGAUUAUCUUACCAUUCC